Entelurus aequoreus (snake pipefish) is the source of this 4173-nucleotide messenger RNA. RefSeq names its product guanylate cyclase 1 soluble subunit beta 1 (gene gucy1b1). The record is from RefSeq and is a predicted model, not a curated record. The transcript is spliced from 13 exons. Gene Ontology annotation, biological process: response to oxygen levels; cGMP biosynthetic process. Gene Ontology annotation, cellular component: guanylate cyclase complex, soluble. Bases 340 to 1974 code for a protein of 544 amino acids. Lineage: Eukaryota; Metazoa; Chordata; Actinopteri; Syngnathiformes; Syngnathidae. Gene Ontology annotation, molecular function: guanylate cyclase activity; heme binding.
AAUGGUACGUAUAUUUGGAGUGGGUUUAAUGUUUUAACGCUGGCGAAACUAGCUGUUUAGCAGACGACGAAGCGAGGUUGUUUUUUUCCCCCGUUUCCUGCAUGGCUAGUGGCUUGUUAUUACUCCACAUAUUAACAGUACGGGUUUGUCAAUCACGCCCUGGAACUGCUCGUUUUAAGGAACUACGGACCGGAAGUAUGGGAAGAUAUCAAGAGGGAGGCUCAACUGGACAUUGAAGGACAGUUCCUCGUUAGAAUCAUAUACGACGAUACCAAAACAUACGAUCUGGUUGCAGCUGCAAGCAAAGUUCUCAAAAUUGAUGCUGGAGACAUCCUACAGAUGUUUGGGAAGAUGUUCUUUGAGUUUUGCCAAGAGUCUGGAUACGACACCAUCUUGCGAGUGCUGGGCUCGAACGUCCGUGAAUUCCUUCAGAAUCUGGACGCCCUUCACGACCACCUGGGAACCAUCUAUCCAGGAAUGAGGGCUCCCUCUUUCCGUUGCACCGACGCAGAGAAGGGCAAGAAUCUUAUCCUUCACUACUACUCGGAAAGAGAAGGCCUGCAGGACAUUGUGAUUGGCAUCAUUAAAACGGUCGCACAGCAAAUACAUGGAACAGAGAUAGAGAUGAAGAUGAUCCAGCCGAAAAGCGAGGAGUGCGACCACAUCAAGUUCCUGAUCGAGGAGAAGGACUCAGAGGAAGAGGCCUUCUACGAGGACCUUGACGGCUUUGAGGAGAAUGGCACGCAGGAGACACGCAUCAGCCCGUAUACGUUUUGCAAGGCCUUUCCUUUCCACUUGAUGUUCGACAAAGAUCUGAUGCUCACGCAGUGCGGCAACGCCAUUUACCGAGUCCUGCCUCAGCUCCAGCCCGGCGCCUGCAUCCUCCCUUCGGUGUUUUCCCUGGUCCGCCCGCACAUUGACUUCGGCUACCACGGCAUUCUUUCCCACAUCAACACUGUCUUCGUCCUGCGAAGCAAGGAGGGCCUGCUAAAUGUGGAGACUGUGGAGAAUGAGGACGAGCUGACGGGGGUGGAAAUAAGCUGCCUGAGGUUGAAAGGACAGAUGAUUUAUUUGCCCGAAGCGGAAAACAUCCUUUUCCUUUGCUCGCCCAGUGUGAUGAACCUGGACGAUCUGACACGAAGAGGCCUGUACCUGAGUGACAUUCCGCUCCACGAUGCCACGCGGGACCUGGUGCUGCUGGGCGAGCAGUUUCGUGAGGAGUACAAGCUGACUCAGGAGCUGGAGAUCCUAACCGACCGCCUGCAGCAUACACUCCGGGCCCUGGAGGAUGAGAAGAAGAAGACAGACAGAUUGCUCUACUCCGUCCUGCCGCAAUCUGUUGCCAACGAGCUGCGACACAAGCGUCCUGUACCGGCGAAGCGCUACGAUAAUGUCACCAUCCUCUUCAGCGGCAUCGUGGGCUUCAAUGUCUUCUGCAGCAAGCACGCCUCUGCUGAGGGAGCCAUCAAGAUAGUCAACCUGCUCAAUGAUGUUUACACCCGCUUCGACAUCUUGACAGACACUCGGAAGAACCCCUAUGUAUACAAGGUAGAGACGGUGGGUGACAAAUACAUGACGGUGAGCGGUCUGCCGGAGCCGUGCACACAUCACGCCAAGUCCAUCUGCCACCUGGCCCUCGACAUGAUGGAGAUCGCUGGACAAGUCAAAGUAGAUGAGGAGCCCGUACAGAUUACGAUCGGGAUCCAUACGGGUGAGGUGGUGACAGGGGUGAUUGGCCAGAGGAUGCCGCGCUAUUGCCUGUUUGGAAACACGGUCAACCUCACGAGUCGCACCGAAACCACAGGCGAAAAGGGCAAGAUCAACGUUUCAGAAUACACUUACAGAUGUCUGCAGUCCGCUGAGAACGCAGACCCGCAGUUCCACUUGGCGUAUCGCGGCCCCGUCACCAUGAAGGGAAAGAAGGAGCCCAUGAAGGUGUGGUUCUUGUCCAGGAGGUCCACUGACACGCCAUAAGUCCCCUCACCACACGAAUAAAAUGAAAUACCAUGGUUUUGAUAUGAUGCAAAAAACAUUUUCAUGAAACGGUGCCAUUGUGCUCUGCCACACCAUAAUAUAUACAUGUAUAUACAUAUAUAUUUUUUUUAGCAUACAGUGUGUCAUGACCAGUGUAGGGUAGUAUUUGUUAAUGAUAACUGUUGUAUUUGUAACGCACUUUUCAUAGAUAAAAUGCACAUAAUCCCAUAUAAAAAAGAUUUAACAAUUACAAAUGCAUAGAUAAAAAUAUAUAAUUUUUUGCAGGUUUGUGUGAAAUGGUACAAAUUUAAAGUUAAUAUUUCGUAAUAUUGCUUAAUUUAGCUAACAAGUGAAUUGUUCACGUACCUGAAAGGACUUUAUGUUUAAGAUUGAGUACGGUACUAUUCCUUUUGACGUGUGUACUCUACUGUGUACUAUUGUACUCACCUGCCAAAAUAUUAGCAAGUCAAAUUACAAUGAGCCAGUAUAAAAAGUAAAAACCUUUUAGUCGCAGUGAAUUAUUUCAAGAAAUAAUUCCUACAUUUCUUCACAAUUUUGAUGAUUACGGUAUAUCGAAGUUUCAUGCUGCCCAUUCCGAUACCGAUCAUGCAUGAGUGAGAAGGGUCGAUACCAACACGGAUCACAUGUAUUAACUGUAAAUGUUUCAAUGUUUUUAUAGUGAGUGCUAUUGACAGUACAACAAUAUCAACACAAUAUUUAAACUGCUUCCUUAUUCUUUUUUUAUUACAUGUAAUUGUUUGAGCAAAACAAGGUCAUUAGUACACAAUAACUAAAGUAAGUACGAGUACUAUCUACUCAUUUAAGAUCCUUUGAUUUUUGCUCACAAAGUCCCCUUUGUGAGUUUGUAAACAUGAACAAAAAUAGCAAAAAAUGAUUGAGAUAAUACAAAUAUUGACCUAAUGACUAUAGUAUUGAUCAGCAGGCCUGAGCCGAUAACAAAAAAAUGUUGACGAUAUUAUUGCCAUUAUUUUUUUGAGACCAAAUUAACCACUGAUGUAAUGACAAUAAAAAUAAAUAGAAGUAUACCAUUUCAAAUUUCCUGUAUAUUUUAACAUUGUUAUUGAAAUGUAAACUUUGAAAUACCAAGUUAAAACAAACAAUAAAAUAUAAAAUAUACUCUGUAAGCAAAAUUUUGCACUUGAAGAAAAAUCACAACCAAAAUGAAUAAAAUAGGUUCUGUCUCUGUUAAGAAGGGGGUGUGGGGACCCUCAAAUAUACACAACCAAAACAAUAAAUACAAUGGUUCAAGUAAUGUUGACCAAAAUUACCACGGUUAGCAUUAUUAUCUUGGUAUUGUUAUAUGUGCUCAAAAAGUGCUCAUACACACUUAAAUUGUAUUUAAGUUGUAUUUUUUUAUAAUAACCAAAAUAAAUAGACACAAAAUACUUUAUUGGCACAGGAAACAUCAAAUAUUGCUAUGGCUUCAUAAGAACCAUAUUAUUUUUAUGUGCGUUUGAAUAUAUUGAUAUUUUAUAGAGAUGUCCGACAAUAUCGGAAUGCCGAUAUUAUCGUCCGAUAACUGCUUUAAAAUGUAAUAUCGGAAAUUAUCGGUAUCGUUUUUUUUAUUAUCGGUAUCGUUUUUUAAAAAUGUUUUUUAAUUUUUUUAUUAAAUCAACAUAAAAAAACACAAGAUACACUUACAAUUAUUGCACCAACCCAAAAAACCUCCCUCCCCCAUUUACACUCAUUCACACAAAAGGGUUGUUUCUUUCUGUUAUUAAUAUUCUGGUUCCUACAUUAUAUAUCAAUAUAUAUCAAUACAGUCUGCAAGGGAUACAGUCCGUAAGCACACAUGAUUGUGCGUGCUGCUGGUCCACUAAUAGUACUAACCUUUAACAGUUAAUUUGACUCAUUUUCAUUAAUUACUAGUUUCUAUGUAACUGUUUUUAUAUUGUUUUAUUUUCUUUUUUAUUCAAGAAAAUGUUUAUUUAUUUAUCUUAUUUUAAAAAAUGACCUUAUCUUCACCAUACCUGGUUGUACAAAUUAGGCAUAAUAAUGUGUUAAUUCCACGACUGUAUAUAUCGGUAUCGGUUGAUAUCGGUAUCGGUAAUUAAAGAGUUGGACAAUAUCGGAAUAUCGGAUAUCGGCAAAACGCCAUUAUCGGACAUCCCUAAUUAAUAUAGUGUCAACCAGAGGGGAUCUGCGUUUGUGAUAGGCAGUAAAACUCUUUCUUUUUUU